CCCAUUUGCGGUUUCAAGUAUCCAAUGCAUACAUCUCCCUUCCCCCUUUUAACCGCUCAACAUUUACAGUAAUUCUCAAAAGUCUCGGACACACACAGGCGUGCACCAACUCUCUCCUUCGGUGUCUCUGUCUUUGUUGGCCAUGAGGCCAUUGCAGUGUUACAGGUCACUGCCAUUGUUUCUUAUACUCACCAUUGCCUUCUUCUUCUUCUCUUCUUCUUUGUUUUGUUUCACCCAUGGAGCCUCCAAUCAUCUUGCAUUCCAACCACCACUCCCUUCAGAGUCUAUAACUGAGGUUCGGAGGUUUGUUCCUGAGGGACCAAGCGAUGCGCCUAUGAAUGAGGAUGAUGAUGAUAAUAAUGAUGACUAUGAGGGCUCCUCAUCAAUUGUCUUGGCUGCAAAGAGGACUUACAGAAGAGACCCUCUUAAUGGUUUCAGAAGAUACACGGGAGGAUGGAAUAUCAAGGAGGUUCAUUAUUGGGCUUCAGUGGGUUUUACUGCAGCUCCUCUUUUCGCCAUUGCUGCAAUCUGGUUCCUUGGUUUCGGUGUGUGCUUAUUACUCAUCUGUAUCCGUCACUUCUGUUCUCGAAGGGAGCCAUAUGGAUAUUCUAAAAUUGCUUAUGCCCUCUCUCUAAUUUUCCUCAUAUUCUUCAUCAUUUUAGCAGCCAUUGGAUUUGUUAUCCUUUAUGCUGGUCAAGGGAAGUUUCAUGGCAGUACAACAUCAACAUUGGAUUAUGUUGUAAGCCAGGCAGAUGCCACCCUUGAUAGACUGAAUGGUGUGUCAGAUUAUCUUGCCGCGGCCAAGCAAUUACAGGUUGAUAAAAUUUUCCUACCUUCUAAUAUCCAAACUGAUAUUGACAACAUUGAAGCAAAACUUAAUGCUUCUGCUAGCAACCUUGCUGACAAAACUGCAAAGAGUUCGCAUGACAUUCGAGAUCUUCUAGAUUCUGUGAGAUUGGCACUAAUUCUGAUCGGGGCUAUUAUGCUUGUCUUGGCAUUUCUUGGAUUCUUAUUCUCAAUGUUCGGAAUGCAAGUUCUCGUCUACAUCCUGGUUGUCUUCGGAUGGAUACUUGUUGCUGGAACAUUUAUAUUAUGUGGCGUUUUCCUUCUUCUUCACAAUGCGGCCGGGGAUACAUGUGUUGCAAUGAAUGAAUAUGCUCAAAACCCAACUGCACAUACAUCUCUAGAUGAUAUAAUACCUUGUGUGGACAAAGCCACUGCCCAAGAAACCAUAACGCGUAGCAAGGAAGUAUCUUCCCAGAUUGUUGAAGUAAUUAAUGAAGUCAUCACAAAUGUUUCAAACAUUAAUUUUGCUCCUGCUUUUGUACCUUUCUAUUUCAACCAAACUGGUCCAUUGGUGCCAAUAUUAUGCAACCCAUUUAACUCUGACUUGACGAAUCAUCCCUGCUCUGCUAGUGAACUGGACUUCAACAAUGCAACACUGGUUUGGAACAACUAUGUUUGUCAAGUUUCACCAACUGGUGUAUGUACCACACCAGGACGCUUGACCCCCACAUUCUACAGCCAGAUGUCUGCGGCAGUAAAUGUGAGCAACGGUUUGUUGAAUGAUAGUCCUUUCUUGGUUGAGCUUGAAGACUGCACAUUUGUGCGUGAAACUUUCAGCAACAUAUACAGGGAUCAUUGUCCGGAUCUGCAGCUCUAUAGUAAAUGGAUUUACGUCGGUCUGGUGAUGGUCUCGACUGCUGUUAUGCUCUCUUUGGUGUUCUGGGUAAUAUAUGGGAGAGAGCGGCAUCAUCGCCUCUAUACAAAACGGUUAAACAAGAGUGGUCUUGAGGAGAAAAAAAGCCUUGAACUUGAAGAAAUUCAAGAGAACAAAAUCCUUGAGGAGAGGAAAGAUAGUUGAGAGUAAUCAAACUCUAGUUUUACUUAAGUGUUGCCUAAUUUGAACUAGUAUUCUUUUCACGCAGUUUGGUUUUGCUAGUAUUGUAAAUGGUGUCUCAGUCUCAAAUGCAUGAGCAUAAUUUAUGCAUAACAACAGCAUUACCUUUUCUACAUAUUUUAUAAUGAAGCUCUGCAGUUUCAUAAAAAGACACGAUUAAUUUUUUCGGCAAGUUCUGUCAUCUGCUUAAA
Molecule: messenger RNA, 2091 nt
Organism: Pistacia vera
Lineage: Eukaryota; Viridiplantae; Streptophyta; Magnoliopsida; Sapindales; Anacardiaceae
Exons: 9
Coding region: 143-1864 (573 amino acids)
Cellular component (GO): plasmodesma; plasma membrane
Source: RefSeq, a predicted model, not a curated record